Molecule: messenger RNA, 1609 nt
Organism: Lolium rigidum
Lineage: Eukaryota; Viridiplantae; Streptophyta; Magnoliopsida; Poales; Poaceae
Exons: 4
Coding region: 155-1204 (349 amino acids)
Source: RefSeq, a predicted model, not a curated record
CCCGACUCCCCGCCCUCCUCCCUGACCUCUCCGCCGUCUGCCUCCCUCGCUUCUCCGGCGACUGAAGAAGGCGGCCGACGGCGGCGCUCUGUCUCGGUCAAGUUGCUGCAUCUGUUCACUUGGCUGAAGAAACUGGUUAUCCUUAGGAGUUAGGAUGAAGUCUAAGACAAAUAGGGGCAUACAGAAGGCAGGAAGAGUAGACCAUCUCCAAGGAGGAGGACCAAACUGGGUUCUUGUUGCCGGAGGAGUUUUGCUAAGCACUCUUUCCAUCAAACUUGGAUGCAAAUUAAAGCAAAUGUUCGAUACAAAGCAGCACAAUAGCUCUCCCAAAGCCGAAAGAAGGCCUGCAGGAUGCGAAUCGCACUCAAACCUCUGCCGGUUUCGUGGCCAAACUAGCUGCUACUCUUGUAUUUCAGGUCAUUCAGAUGGUAGAGUGGAAGUCAAGCAUCCACCUGCAAGUCCUCUAUCUAAAUCAGUUGAACCCUCGCUUCCACUCGUGAAGAUACCAGGGCAAGAAUCAAGCAAAGAUAACAGUGGCAUCAUGUGGAUAUCAUCACCUGACCGCCUUGAGGAUCCCCGCAAACCAUUUCAGUACUCAAACAGCUCUGGCUCUCCACGUGUUUCAGAGUCGGGAUCUGACAUUUAUAGCAAGAGAGAGGUCAUACAGAAGCUGAGGCAGCAGCUGAAGAGACGCGAUGAGAUGAUCAUGGAGAUGCAGGCCCAGAUUGCAGACCUUAAGAACUCUCUUGCCAUCCAGGAGACACAGUCCUCCAACAUGCAGUCACAGCUUGACUCUGCUAACCGAGACAUGUUUGAAUCUGAGCGCGAGAUCCAGCACCUGAGGAAGAUCAUCGCUGACCAUUGUGUUGCGGAAGCACUGUCUCACGAUAAGCCAUUGCACGGUGGACACUGGCAGUCAGAUGCUGCCAAUGGGCAUGCUAAUGGCUAUGCCACCAAUGGGCACGCUAACGGCUAUGCCGACAGCAGCGUCGAUGACCCUGAGCUGCAUUUUGUUAGCGUUGAGAAGAAGAAAGGAGAGCUGGACAGGGUGGAGAUGCUCAAGAGGGAAGUUGGUGAGCUGAAGGAGGUUAUCGGAGGGAAGGACUUUCUGCUUCACAGCUACAAGGAGCAGAAGGUGGAGCUCUCCUCUCAGAUCAGGGAAUUGCAGCAAAAGCUCUCCUCACAGGUGCCGAACAUCUUGUAGGAUCUACUUGUAAUGUUUGGUGGCUAAAGGAGCAGCCCUGAUCCUAUUCACCACGGGUUUCCAGGAGAACAAGUCGGUGCACAGGCCGAACGUCCUAGGGUAUUUGCAGAAUGUUAGGUUGAUUGGUUUCUUUCUUUUCGGCCAAAUUGUUAGGUUUGAUUUGCUUCAGUUCUCUCCAGUUUUCGCCUCUGUUGCUUGGCACUGAAGUAUUACCAAGGGUUUCUUUCUUCAGAUGCUGAGCCUAGGGUAGCUCAAUUGGUGGCAAAGUUGAUGCUCCGGACGUAUGGUGCUGUACAGGGUUUUCGUUUUGCAGGCACGUCUGUGUGAUGUAUCCUUUCCUUUGGAGUGUGUUGACGAUGUCAUUUGACUUCUGCUAUGGUUUGGUAUUGGUACCCGUUGUGUUUA